AUGUCAUCAGGUCCUUUCUUUAUCAGAGCGUUUUACAAGCCAAACGUUCCAAACGAAACGAUUUCCGCGCAUGUCCAACAGCUUCAAAAUGAAGGAGCAUUGAUUUCAGAAAAUUACUUUAUCGAGGAGCAUAUACCAGAAAAUGAAAGAGGUUAUGUCUGUCAAAUCAACAGCAUCCACGAAUUGCGUCCUUUCUAUACCUCCUUUGCCUCUUUUCUCGCCAAGGUCAUCCCACAAGGACCGGUUCCCCAAGAAGCCUUGGGUGUGAUUCAAAGUAACAUCACCCAUGCGAUCGCACAACAUCAAUAA
Molecule: messenger RNA, 309 nt
Organism: Lichtheimia ornata
Lineage: Eukaryota; Fungi; Mucoromycota; Mucoromycetes; Mucorales; Lichtheimiaceae
Exons: 2
Coding region: 1-309 (102 amino acids)
Source: RefSeq, a predicted model, not a curated record